Molecule: messenger RNA, 2072 nt
Organism: Klebsormidium nitens
Lineage: Eukaryota; Viridiplantae; Streptophyta; Klebsormidiophyceae; Klebsormidiales; Klebsormidiaceae
Source: the annotation of a GenBank genome assembly
UGCAAGUUUAACUUUGAAGUUCCCAUUAUUCUUCUCCUUGUCAGGCGUCUUCUCUUUCUACUUCUAGACUUUCGAAGCUCGAUCCCUCUAGAGUGUGGAUAAACUUUUCAAGGGUGCCCAUGACAGGCUGAGGUGCAUUCUAAAAGCCCAAGACCAGAAGUCUCGAAUCAAGGUUCCGCACAAAGUGAGUUCAAGGUUGCCCGGAUUUAUGCCAGCGCAGCUCCACCGCCUCUGCAUUAUGUCGCAACUUCCACAAAUCUUGUGAAGACCUGCUGCAGAACGAUCCAAUGGGGUGAUUUGAGAGCCAAUAGGAAUAGGCAAUUUCGUGCUAGACCAAUGCAGGUCUGAAGACCACAGCGACUCUGUACAGAAGAAAGAAAGCCCCUUGGCGAGCGGGGUUGAACAUUCUUUUAGUUGCUGUGGACAGUCUGCUGGGGAACUGGUUAACCUGGUUGAAAGAUCUGUUGGCUGACUGCAUCGGAGUGCCCUUCUGAAAGAUAUGCGGUUGUGAGGUCGAGAACAUAGCCAGGCCUGCAACUUUGUACCACAGCGGCCGCCAUGGAGCCCCGAUACUUUCUGGUGCGCCUGGCGGCGUUCGCCCUGCUUAUCCUGCUUCUGGGGGACCUCUUAUACAUGCACAGCCUGCCUCAGAACAACUCUAGCAUCGGCAGCAUGCUCCCCGUCAUGAACAUCCUCAACUGCGGGGAGCGCUCCGAGGGGGGGUCGAAAGAUGCCCUGCCAGAACCCCCCGUUAACAAUACGAGCACGGCGUUGGUGCCUGCGGUCGAAGAGGUCGUCCCGAUCAUGUUCCUGGCGACGGAGCUGAGUCCCUUCGUGAUCGUCUGCCUCAAAACCGCGCGGAAGUACAACCCGGAGGUGCCGAUUUACAUGGUGACGUCAGAGCACAGCGUGAAGCCGGACGGCCCGAUGAUCGACCUGCUCGGCAUCCCGAACGUGCACGUCAAGGUCAUCGAGCGGUAUCUAGGCGCGGGGACCGAUUCCGCGCUGUUCCACGAGCGGUACAUCCACCAGAGCGUGACAGCUGUCCCGUUCGAGCGCUUCUGCUUCCAGCGGUUCAUGGUGCUGCGGGACAUCGCGAACGAGGAGGGCGUGCAGCGGUUCUUGCACAUGGACUACGACAUUGCGCUGUUUACGGACGCGCGGACGUUCAGUCAGUUUGACGCGGACCUGGUGGCGCUCAACACGCACUCCACAUUCUUCUCGCUGUGGAAGAUGCCGCUGCUGCAGCGCUUCUGCGACUACAUGCUCGAGUUCUACGUGCGGCCGCAGGCGGAGAUUGCGUCAGACUGGGACCAGUACGGGGAGCACCUCAAGGGGGAGCAAUUCAACGGGACGUUCAUCCAGUUCAGCGACAUGUUCAUGCUCUACUCCUUCCUGGACAAGCACAAGGACUCCGUCACCACCAAGUUCCUCGUCUUCGACCAGGGCGACUUCACACCCGACUAUCUCCAGUACUGGGCAAUGGUUAACCUGCAAAACUUUAUUGGCUGGGACUGCUUGCAAGACGACUUCAACAAGUACGUCAAGUGGGAUCGAAACGAACGGGGAAUGCUCGUCCCAAUCGCCAAUGGGACCAUGUUACAAGGCAUCCACUGGCAAGGGUUCAUGUGCAAACAGAUAGCGCCACUAAUAAUGGGCCCCAUUUUGGAGGACGAGGGACAGGCAAAGCGCCUUCGAUAUCUUUAAAAUCCGUUUGAAAAGUAGACUAAGGGUGUCACGUGUUUGACAAAAGUAAAAGUGUUCUGGGUGACGUUGUUGACCGUAGUCAUAGCAGGUAGAUUGAACGGCAGUCUUCAGACGAAGGAUGCCGUUAAGGUCUUCAGUAGGAUGACCGCUUGUUCUGAGACUGGAUUUUUGACGGGACAAGGUAGUCCGUUACAGAAGCCGAAUUUGGACACUGUAAAUUAGCUCUUGCUUCACAAGGAAACAUACUCCUCUCAGUCUGAGAGUUCAGAUCGCCCUGAUCCGCGAACGCGGUUCCUUGGUCCGGCCUGGCUGGUCACUGUCCCCUGCUAAGUUGGUCACGGGUCCUCUUUGUCCCGUCACGGUGC